Messenger RNA from Serendipita indica DSM 11827, 2427 nucleotides. The record is from the annotation of a GenBank genome assembly. NCBI's taxonomy places the organism in Eukaryota, Fungi, Basidiomycota, Agaricomycetes, Sebacinales, Serendipitaceae.
AUGCGCACCGAGGAUCCCAAGGAGCCCUCGCCGUCCAAGAAACGCAAGAACGAGGAGCCUCACGAAGAGAAUGGGCUCCCUAACAAGCUCGUCGCAGGCCCCCAAAUCUGGAUCUACGGCCCGUCACCCCGAAAAACCUGGAAAGCGAGCGAGAGUGUCUUACAGCUGCUCGGAAUGUCACCGGCGAAAGCAGAAGUGCGACCGCCAGAUUCCGUGUGGACAUCUCGCAAGGUUCCCGAGCUCUGCAAGGGAUAUACUCCAGGCAAGAGCGAGAAUGACCUUCAUCUGCGGAUCGCCAGGCUGGAGCGAAUCAUCGAACAGGCGUUGCCAAAUUUCGCUCAUGACUCGCUCUCCGAUCAUGGAUCCCCGACUCUUCACAACGAUGCUCGAUCCAGGGCAAGCAGUCCCGACGACCCAGCGACCAAGGGCGGCUCUCUGCAAAGCGGUGGUGCAUACUUCGGAAAUAGUGCCUUGGGGAGUGUAGCCUCCAUGCCCAUUCUUGAGCAGCUUCAGAGCAGCAGCUUUGUGCCUACCCUCGACGAGCCUUCGCCGUCAGAUAACCUCAAGUCUCUUGUCCAAGAGUGUGGUGUUGCCCCUCACAAGCUCCCAGAACUCGUUCAGGAACUCCCGCCAAAGGCACUCUGCGAGGUCUUGGUGGACUACUAUUUUACAUCCAUCAACUAUACUCGCUAUCCGAUUGAUGAAGUCGGCUUCCGGGCAUCUUUCGACUCUAUUUGCAACAACGGGCACCGUGUGCAACCGGACGACGUCCGUUUCCUUCCUCUCCUCUUUGUAGUGUUGGCCAUUUCCGCCAGGUUGGCGCCGGAGAACAUCCUCGGCGAUGAGCGUAACAGACGACUCACGAGUUUACGCUAUUACUGGAGCUCCCGACGGUCACUCUUGAUUGCCGCGGCUGUCCAAAGCGACUCGUUGGAGCUCGUGCUUGCAAGGUUGCUGAGUGCCCGGUUCCUCACCUUUGACCGGAGGAUUACCGAAUGCUGGAGCCAAUUAGGAGCGGCAGUCCGUACAGCACAAGCAUUAGGACUCCAUCGCGAUGGCGCCCUUCUUGGCUUGAAUCCUUACCAAACAGAGUAUCGGCGCAGAGUCUGGUCCUACCUCUAUCAUGCCGACCGAACUCAUGCCCUGUUGAUGGGCCGUCCACAUGCGAUUCAAGACGAGUAUACCUCCACUCAGCCACCUAUGAAUGCGGACGACACCAUAACUGGACCACCACGCCCCGUCCCUUUGACCCAACCUACCCCGUGGACAUUCUUAGUUUUGCGACAUUCUCUUGCAACGAUCAUUGGGCAUAUCGUCCAUCACUUUCAACGAGUACGGAGCCACAGCCACUAUAAUGAUGUUGUCGCAUUGGACGAGGAGCUUUUACGGUUCAUGAAGAAUCUACCGCCGCAUUACGCAGUUGACGACCCAGAUACGAGUCUCGAUGAGAGUCAUCCAUACAUUCCCGUUCAUCGUUUUAUCAUCGUCACCGAAGUUUUCUUCGUCCGCAUCUCCCUUCAUCGUCCAUACCUCCUUCGACGCCUUUCCUCCGAUCGUUAUGCGCUCUCGAGGCGAGCCUGCUUCGAGUCAGCUCGUCAAGAGUACAGGAUUCGCCAGCAGUUCAAGAAGACGAUGCCACCUGACGUUAUUCGCGCGCUCGGUGGUGCAUACAGAGAGUUCCAAGCGGCUAUGAUAGCUGGUAUCGGCCUUAUACUUGAUCCACAAUCAGCCGAUAAGCAUGAACUUCAUGAAGUUAUCAAUGGGUUCCUUCGAGACCACGAAGGACUUCAUGAAAUGGACGCGACGACUCGCAGAGAGCUCAAGAUUAUCGAAUUUUUGAAGAGAAAGGCAGAGUCGGGUCCAGAGGACGGCAAGUUCCCUGGAAUGGGAGCUGCACAUGCUGGAGAAGCUCGUGCUCAAGCACAAGCAAACGCUUCGCUUUUGAUGGGACUUGGCGGACACUCGUUUGGCAUGCACGCUUCGACGUCGUCCGGUCAAAAGCCGAUUCUACCUGCACUUCAGCAACCCGCAUUCCACGGCGUUCAAUCUACCCCGUCACCCCGUUCGCCUAUGGAUGGGUCUCCCCGACAUGGUCACGCACGACAUCAGUCACGAAGUGCUCUCUCGACGGGAUCCUAUACUCCACCGACCGAAGAAGCCCAAAGUCUGCUCGACAAUUGGUGCAAUAGUGUUAUCAAUAGCUCUGGAUUCGGCGAGCCAUCUGCUGCAGACUUUACGUCUCCCUGGGUGCCUGCUCCAACACCAGGCAUGUACGGAUUCCCAUCGGUGCAGUCUGGUGCUCCAGACGGUAUGGUGGAUGUCGAAGGAGGACCUGCUACAAUCAACGGGUACGAGGCGGCGGAUUGGACCUACUGGGAAACGAUUGUCUCAGCCAUCGGACGAGACGGCGGUGCUGCAACGACAUGA